UAUUGGCAUGAUAAAGGCUUGAUGAAUCAGUAAUGUAAUAUUGAUUGAGUAGUGCUUGGCAAUUUCUAUAUUUCCAAGUGGACACUUACCCAAUCACAGUUAAUAAGACCAUGGAAGAGUAUUACUCUUGUAGCUGCUGUCUGGUGCGCCCUCCGGACAAAGGCCUCAAGACACUAUACAAUCAUCUUGGCAAAGCAGAGAUAUAUGAUGAUAUGCUGAGAGAAUGCUUCGGUUUAAAUCUAAGUUUAGGAAAUGAGGAGUGCGGGAUCUGUGAGGUGUGCGUGGGGCGGCUGCGGGACGCGAGCGACUUCAAGCUGCAAGUGCAACGCGUGCAGGACGUGCUGCACAAGCGGCUCACGGGAGCGCUCCCUGCCACUGCAGGUGACAACAUCCAUAUCAAGUUAGAGAUAUCAACUGGAGAUGACGCCAUUAGCGGGAUCAAGCAGGAAAGGUCGGAGGAGGAGGAGACAGCAGAGGCUGACAGCAACAUCGUAUCAGUUGCAUUACACGAAGGAUCGGCAGCGCCUUUUGCUCAAACCGUUCCUACCGCGUCCUACAGCGUCUCGUACGCACCAGCUCCAAACGUUACCAGGCGCCGCUCCCACACUGGAGAGAAACCUUACGCGUGCAAUAUAUGCGACAAAAGAUUUGGACAGAAGGGCCAUUUAAAUGUUCAUUACGCAAAUCAUAUAGGAAAAUUCCAAUUUUCUUGCGAAAUAUGCAAAAGGGGAUUCGUACACAAACAUCAAUAUAUUACUCAUAUGCGAAUGCAUACUGGUGAAAAACCAUACGUAUGUGAUAUGUGCAACAAGAAAUUUAGAAAUAAAGGCCAAUUAAACCAACAUAAAAAUACUCAUGUGAAAUAUGAUCAGAAUCGCGUUGAGCCAGGAGAAAUAACUACAUGCAAAAAAGAGCCGUCAGAAGAAUCAGAAGAUCAAGGACCCGCAAAAUAUUUUGCGUGUGAUAUAUGCAAAAAGCAAUUUGUGGAUAAAGACUAUUUAGACGCUCAUUCCAAACAUCACUCUGGAGAUUAUCCGUUCACUUGCGACAUUUGUGCUAGGAAAUUUAAUACGCAGUUUGCUUUGAAUAAUCAUAAAGUUGAUCACUCGGGAGGGAGACCUUUUAAGUGUGAAAAAUGUAAUAAAGGGUACUCAACGAAAGGUGCUUUAACUAUACAUUUGAAAGUUCACACUGAGGAUUAUAAGUUUGCAUGUCAUCUGUGUAGUAAAGGAUUCAUAACAAAGGAGUUAUUUAAUGUACAUAUGCGCGUACACACAGGGGAAAAACCUUAUACCUGUUUAACUUGUGAAACUAAGUUCCGCUAUAGAUAUAGCUUGAAGAAACAUUUAUUUGAGAAACACAACCAAGUUAUGGACAAACAAUUCAGUUGUGAUACUUGUGGGAAACGAUUUGCAUUGCAGGAGAUUUUAGUAAAACAUAUGAACAAACACAAAGUCCAGACUGAGAAGGAAAGGAGGAAGAAGGAGAAGAUGGAAAAGGAGAAGAAGAAGGAAACCGCGGAUGAAAAGAAAGAACUAGCAUUUAUGUGUGAAAUAUGUAGCAAGCGAUUUUCGACUUUAGGUAUUCUAAAUACCCAUAGAUUUAUACACAAAGAAGAAAAACCUUUCGAGUGUGAAGUAUGUCAUAAAAAAUACCGAACGAAGACGAAUUUACUGGACCACAUGCAGGUGCACGAAGAAAAAAAACACUCGUGUGAAGUAUGCGGACAGCCAUUCAGACAUAAGUCUGCCUUGAAUGUUCAUAUCCGACGGUUUCACUCCGAAAACAGACCACAUGUUUGCGAUAUUUGUAAAAAAGCUUUUGUAGUUCUUGCUCAACUGAAAGAGCAUCAUCGGGUACACACUGGAGAGAAACCGUAUGCUUGCGAAAUAUGCUAUAAGAAAUUUCCGUGGCAAAACGGGGUUAAAAGACAUCUUAAACAAGUUCACAAUGAGAAACCUACGAGAUUUAUCAAAUUUACAGAAUUGGAUAAAUAUGACUAAAUUAAAAGUGACUUGUUGUGUAAAAGACAUUGUAUACAAGAUGGCCUUGACAAAAACCACCCGUUUUUAGAGUCAUCAUUUAAUCCCUUUAUAGUUUUG
Molecule: messenger RNA, 2102 nt
Organism: Cydia splendana
Lineage: Eukaryota; Metazoa; Arthropoda; Insecta; Lepidoptera; Tortricidae
Product: endothelial zinc finger protein induced by tumor necrosis factor alpha-like
Exons: 5
Coding region: 111-2003 (630 amino acids)
Biological process (GO): regulation of transcription by RNA polymerase II
Cellular component (GO): nucleus
Molecular function (GO): zinc ion binding; DNA-binding transcription factor activity, RNA polymerase II-specific
Source: RefSeq, a predicted model, not a curated record